This is a messenger RNA of Aspergillus ibericus CBS 121593, 1052 nucleotides long. RefSeq lists its product as uncharacterized. The transcript has 2 exons. Bases 85 to 1038 code for a protein of 317 amino acids. The record is from RefSeq and is a predicted model, not a curated record. Lineage: Eukaryota; Fungi; Ascomycota; Eurotiomycetes; Eurotiales; Aspergillaceae.
AUACACGCGGGACCCUCUUUGGUUGUUAGAAUAUUGUUGCUUCGAGGAUUGGAACGAGUCCGGCCGACAGGUCGCUCGCCGUGGAUGAUGCGGUCGGGGAUUCAGAAACCCGGAGCCAUUCCGUUUCUUGCGCUCCUGAUCUUUUCGCUGUUUACUUUGGUGCCGUCGCUGGCCAAGGAAUGGGACUUGUCCAAUUUGCAUUUGGGGUAUAUUGGCUAUCGCAGUGAGGUUCGACAGGUUUCCCGGGUCAAAGAUAGCUGGACCGAUGUUCGAUCACGAUUUCGGGUUACUGGGGGACAGUGGAAGCCGUGGCUGCUAGAUGGGUACUCCGAGCCAUAUUAUGAUCGCAAAGCUCGCCCACGACGUUGCGCGGUGGAUGCGCCGGCUCGGAGUGCCUUUGAGGCUGCGGCCGUCUUUGAUACCGAUCCUCUAGCCUAUGCGGCCCGAGAAUCGUCCGCUUUUACUCGAGGGGUGCGCGCGUUCAAAGCAAUGGUGGUCAGGCAGCCUGAUCCUGGAUUGCUUCCCUCUUUACCGGACGAAGGCGACUCCGAAAAAGUACCUACGCUGCUUACGUCGCGUAUCAAUUCCUCCGUUAUCCCUAUACCAUCCGACAACGGACUUUUGGUCUCGUAUAGUGAGACGAUACCGACUACCAGCAGCGUGGUCGAGCUGUCUCGGUGGUUGCUGAAUGUAUCCCGAGCGUCGUGGCAGCAGGUCUGCCGCGCCGGGAGCGAAUAUUUCGAGAACAUGACUGCUUGGCAGGGGCUUGGUGCUCCGCCACACUCCGGCCUCUCGAGCAACAGCUCGUCCGGUGCGGUUCAGCCCCGAGAGCCAAUGGCUAUGCCAAAAGCGAUGGUGAAAGGCAGCGACAUCCACGCAAACCAUUCUGCGCCAAUCGCUACAUCGACACCGAACAGCACCGCGAUGGCUGCCGGACAGUCCAAGGUCGCUGGACUCCAACAGGAAUCGGAGCAAAUGCGCCGGGGGAGCUGCAUGGCCAUUGUGAUCGGUCUGGUGGUGGGUGUCAUGUGGUUCUAAGCUGAUCCGCAGAU